GCCGGGGUGGAGGCGGACCUGAGCCAGCUGAGCGAGGAGGAGAGGAGGCAGAUCGCCGCUGUCAUGUCAAGGGCGCAGGGGCUGCCCAGAGGGAACCUCGCCGGCGCGGAGCCGCCUCCCAUGCAAAGACAUCCUGAGCUUGAUACAAGCCACCCUCCCAGGCAGCCAGGUAAGCCUCCAGAUCCAGGACCACCAAGUUUAAGUAAAAGCAGAACAGUAGAUGUGCUGAAGACAGAACAACGGGCACCUGGACGGAGCCCUUCUUCUAUUAGUCUAAGGGAAUCAAAAUCCAGGACUGAUUUUAAAGAAGAUCAGAAGCCAAGUAUGAUGCCCAGUUUUCUCUCAGAAGCCAACCCAUUGAGUGCAGUCACUUCAGUUGUGAACAAAUUCAAUCCUUUUGAUUUGAUAUCAGAUUCAGAUGCAGCCCAUGAAGAAGCCAGUAGGAAACAAAAAGUUACCCAGAAAGAUCAAGGGAAACCUGAGGAGCAGAGGGGCCUUGCAAAACAUCCAGCUCAACAGCAGUCUCCAAAGCUAGCUGUUCAACAACAAGGACCUGCCAGACCUACCCCCCAGCAAACUGAGUCUUCCAAACCAGUGCCUCAGCAGCAGCAACCUGGGGAACCAAAGCAAGUUCAGAAACCAGGCCCUGGUCACCCAGCAGACUCUAAGAUAGAGCAAGCGAAACAACCACCCCAGCCACGAGGACCACAAAAAUCUCAGCCCCAACAGUCAGAACCAACGAAGCCUGUUCAACAACAAACUUCUGCAAAACCUUCAUCAGGCCCAACAAAACCAUCGCCACAGCAACCAGACAAUGCUAGAACGUCAUCCCAAGCACCACCUCCCACAAAACCGUCAUCGCAGCAGCCAGGACCUGUAAAACAACCAUCUCAACAGCCGGCACGGCAAGGAGGUCCUGUAAAGCCAUCUUCCCAGCAAGCAGGGCCUCCAAAACAGCCUCCUCAACAACCUGGACCCGAAAAGCCAUCCGCUCAGCAAACAGGACCUGCAAAACAACCAUCGCAGCCUGGACCAGGGAAACCACCUCCGCAGCAAACAGGGCUUGUAAAACAAGUGCCACCACAGGCAGGGCCUACAAAACCAUCUUCUCAAACUGCAGGGGCCACAAAGCCCCCGGCACAACAACCAGGACUUACAAAACCACCAGGCCAGCAACCAGGGCCUGAAAAACCCUCACAGCAAAAGCAAGCCGGUGCAACCCAGCCCCCUGAGCCUGCCCCAAAGAAAACCUUCUGUCCUCUUUGCACAACCACUGAACUGCUGCUGCAUGCUCCAGAAAAGGCCAAUUACAACACGUGCACACAAUGUCACACUGUAGUCUGCAGCCUGUGUGGAUUUAAUCCUAAUCCUCAUAUAACAGAGAUCAAGGAAUGGCUCUGUUUAAACUGCCAGAUGCAAAGAGCGUUAGGUGGUGACCUAGCACCAGGCCGUGGUCCUGGGCCGCAGCCACCUCCACCCAAACAGAAGACACUCAUUCCACCUUCAACAGCUAAACCAUCUCCCCAGCCACAUCCAGUUCAAAAGAAAGAUGCUUCUCCAAAACCUGAUCCUUUGCAGCUAGCAGAAUCGAAAAAAACCCUGCCACAGAAAAAGCAACCGUCCUUGCCUGGGUCUCCUCCUGUAAAAUCAAAACAACCCUGCGCUGAGCCUACUGAGGUCUCCCAGCAAAUAGAUCCUACUCCAAAGUCUGAUCAGGCCAAGCUAACACAGGCUGAAGAUAAGCAAAAACAACCCAGUAUACAGAAGCCUACGACGGAUACUGUGCCUACCUCUGCAGCACCAGGGCCGAAACAGGAUUUGGCAGGUCCCAGACCUCCACCAACUCAACAGAAAGUGACAGAUUCCCCGAAGCCAGAGCUUGCCAAGCCGUCACAGGACACACAGGCAGCUGGGGAUAAACCAGAUUCCAAACCCCUUCCACCAGUGUCUCAGCAGAAGUCAGAUCCCAAGCUUGCAUCUCAGCCUGGGGCUAGACCAGAUGCUAAAACUCAAAAGCCUGUUCAGCCAACACAAGCAAAAGAUGAUCCUAAGAAGUUACAAACAAAACCAGCCCCAAAGCCUGAUACCAAACCAGCUGCCAAGGGCCCACAAGCAGGGGCAGGUCCCAAGCCAGCACCAGCACAGCUGGUGCCUCAACCCCAGCCACCUCAGAAAACUCCUGAGCAAUCAAGGCGUUUCAGCCUUAAUCUGGGAGGCAUCACUGAUGCCCCUAAGCCUCAACCUACAACACCACAAGAAACAGUUACUGGGAAACUCUUUGGAUUUGGAGCUUCAAUCUUCAGCCAGGCCUCAAAUUUAAUUUCCACAGCGGGUCAGCCGGGGUCUCAGACAUCAGCCCCGCCUCCGCCUGGUCCUGCAGCGAAGCAGCCCCAGCCUCCGUCACAGCCUCCAGCCUCUCAGGCAGUCCCCAAAGAGGCUGGUCAGGCUCAACCGCUUCUGAAAACUGUUCCUGUAAAGAAAGAAGCCAAGCCUCUUAUGACUGAAAAGUCGGAGCUGUCAAAAGCGGGUAGUGUUUUAACGACUAAAGGAUCUGAUUUAGAAAAGAAACCUGGUUUGGUUAAAGAUAGCAAGCCUCAGGCUGCUGAAGCUAAGAAACCUGCUGGGCUGUCGGAACCGGACAAAGCCAGCCAGCCUAAAGUGUCUUGUCCCCUUUGUAAAACUGGACUAAAUAUUGGUUCUAAGGAUCCCCCCAACUUUAAUACGUGUACAGAGUGCAAGAAAGUUGUGUGCAACCUCUGUGGAUUUAACCCAAUGCCACACAUAGUUGAGGUACAGGAAUGGCUGUGCUUAAACUGCCAGACCCAGAGGGCAAUGUCAGGGCAACUUGGGGAUAUGGGCAAGGUGCCACUUCCGAAAACAGGCCCUUCACAGCCGGUAUCCAAACCGCCUGCUACUCCUCAAAAACAGCCUGUGCCCGCUGUCUCACAUUCCCCUCAGAAGACUUCCACACCGCCUACUCCAGCAGCAGCAAAGCCGAAAGAAGAACCAGGCGUUCAGAAGGAAGUUCCAAAACUUCAGCAGGGGAGACUGGAAAAAACAUUGUCAGCUGAUAAAAUCCAACACGGAAUUCAAAAAGAAGAUGCAAAACUUAAGCAGGGAAAACUUGUCAAGACACCUUCAGCUGAUAAAAUCCAACGUGCUUCUCAGAAGGAAGACCCAAGACUCCAGCAAACAAAACUGACAAAGACAGCCUCAUCUGAUAAAAUUUUGCAUGGAGUUCAGAAGGAAGACAUAAAACUGCAAGAGGCAAAAUUGGCAAAGAUACCCUCAGCUGACAAAAUUUUACAUGGAAUUCAGAAAGAAGACCCAAAACUCCAACACAUGAAAAUGGCAAAGGCACUAUCAGCUGACAAAAUCCAAACUGCAGCUCAGAAGGAAGAUGCACAACUUCAGGAGGUCAAAUUGCCAAAGGCAGUUUCAGUUGAUAAAAUCCAACAUGGAAUUCAGAAAGAAGAUCCAAAACUUCAACAUGAGAAAAUCAUGAAAACUUCAUCAGUGGAGAAAAUCCAGCAGGAAGCUCAAAAAGAAGAAUCAAAACUUCAGCAAGGGAAACUGUCAAAGACACUUUCAGCAGAUAAAAUUCCUGCAACAGUAAGUUCAGACCAAAAGAAACCCCUAAGCACAUUGGAAGAAGAUAAAAAACCUGUGCUCCCAGAAAAGAGCACACCACAUCCAGAGGACAAAAAAGAACAAAUUACAGCUGAGACUAAAGACCAUGUUGCUGAAAAGAAAGCAGAAGUUGAAGCAUCUUAUAAGGGACUGCAAGCUAAGAAGCAAGAUGAUGUUAAGGAGGGUUUGACAGCUGGUAUUUCACAAGUGGUUUUGAAAGAUGAAAAAUCUCGGGAAGAAGAAAUUCCUGUCCAGACAGCACCUUUGCCAGGAACUGACCAUGUGGAAGCAGUGCGAGAAAAAACAGAAAAGGAGGAUGACAAAUCAGACACAUCAAGCUCUCAGCAACAGAAAAGUCCACAAGGUCUGAGUGACACCGGGUAUUCUUCUGAUGGGAUAUCAAGUUCACUUGGUGAAAUUCCAAGUCAUAUCCCCAGUGAUGAAAAGGAUUUACUCAGAAAAUCUAAUAAAAAAGACACUAUUUCACAAGAAAGUCCACCAAGCCCCUCAGAUCUAGCUAAAUUGGAAAGUACUGUACUGUCUAUUUUGGAAGCUCAGGCAAGUACACUUUCUGAUGAAAAAUCUGCGAAAAGCAAAGAGCUUUAUGAAACGUACAGUGAACAGACAAAGGAUCAACAUAAAACAAAGCCUUUGCCCGUCACUCCGGAAUCUUACAGUUCAGAUGAGGAAGACUUAGACACUAUUCAAGAAGGUGAAGGAACCAUUGUAGAAGAUGGCAAAGGAAGUGCUUCCUCCCGGGCAGACUACAAGGAAGAAGAGGAAGGAGAUGACAUAUUGGCAAGAAGACAACGCUAUGAUUCUGUGGAAGACAGCAGUGAGAGUGAAAACUCACCUGUCCCAAGGAGAAAAAGAAGAGCCAGUGUUGGUUCUUCAAGCAGUGAUGAGUACAAACGAGAUGACAGUCAGGGAUCAGGUGAUGAGGAAGACUUCAUUAGAAAACAGAUUAUAGAGAUGAGUGCUGAUGAAGAUGCCUCAGCUUCUGAAGAUGAUGAAUUCAUUAGAAGUCAACUCAAAGAGAUCAGUGUAACUGAAAGCCAAAAGAAAGAGGAAGUGAAAAGCAAAGCCAAAGGAACAGUUGGGAAACAUAGAAGAAUGGCACGGAAAAGUAGUGCAGGCUAUGAUGAGGAUGCAGGAAGACGACAUUCAUGGCACGAUGACGAUGAUGAGACUUUUGACGAAAGCCCAGAGCCAAAAUACAGGGAAACUAAAAGUCAAGACAGUGAAGAACUUGCAGUAACUGGAGGAGGAGGCCUUCGGCGUUUCAAAACAAUAGAGUUAAAUAGCACCAUAACAAACAAAUAUUCUGAGGCAUCUGAACAACAGAAAGGUAUGUUGUAUUUUGAUGAAGAGCCUGAGCUAGAGAUGGAGAGUCUUACAGAUUCACCAGAAGAUAGAUCUAGAGGAGAAGGGUCUUCUAGUUUACAUGCUUCUAGUUUCACACCAGGUACAUCUCCUACUUCAGUGUCAUCACUUGAUGAAGAUAGUGACAGCAGUCCUAGUCACAAAAAACUGGGAGGGGAGAGCAAGCAACAGCGCAAAGCCAGGCAUCGGUCACAUGGUCCUCUUCUUCCAACUAUUGAAGAUUCUUCAGAAGAAGAAGAACUACGGGAAGAGGAAGAACUGCUAAAGGAACAAGAGAAACAGCGUGAAUUAGAACAGCAACAAAGAAAAAGUUCUAGCAAAAAAUCUAAAAAGGACAAGGAUGAACUAAGAGCUCAGAGAAGAAGGGAACGUCCAAAGACUCCACCAAGUAAUCUUUCUCCCAUUGAAGAUGCAUCUCCAACAGAAGAAUUACGACAGGCAGCAGAAAUGGAAGAGCUGCACAGAUCUUCCUGUUCUGAAUAUUCACCUAGUAUUGAGUCAGAUCCUGAAGGAUUUGAAAUCAGCCCAGAAAAAAUAAUAGAAGUACAAAAAGUUUACAAAUUGCCUACUGCUGUCUCUCUAUACUCACCAACAGAUGAACAACCAAUUGGACUCCCAAAAGAAGAAAGUGUUCAAAAGACAUUGAAAAGUGCCGAAGAGGUAUAUGAGGAGAUGAUGUAUAAGACCCAUAAGUCCAAGCCAUUUCAAAUUUCAAAUGAAAAAGAUGAAGUAUUUGAAAAAGAAUCUUUAUAUGGCGGAAUGCUAAUAGAGGAUUAUAUUUAUGAAUCUUUAGUAGAGGAUACUUACAAUGGAACUAUUGAUACUAAUCUUGUAAUGAGACAAGAUGAGAGCAAUGAAUAUAUACAACAGAGAGGAAAAGAGAAAAAAAUAAGAGCUUCAGAACAGAUCUAUGAAGAGCCACAGAAAAUUACUGAUCUACAGAAAGACUACUAUAGUGUUGAGACUUUACAUUCUAUUGUGCCUCAAGAAGAUAUUGUUUCUAGUUCUUAUAUUAUCCCAGAAAGUCAUGAAAUAGUUGUAUUAGACAGCACAGUAACUUCCACCACUGAGGAAAAGCAGUUGUUAGAUGCAGAAGCUGCUUAUGAAGAGCUUAUGAAAAGACAGAGAAUGCAGCUAACCCCUGGGUCCAGUCCAACACAACCAACUUCAGGUUUCGUUCCCACAUCUGAUACAAAGGUACCUAGUGUUGGAGAAAUGGUCGAUAGUACAUCUUUAACAUCAAGCACUACUUCAGCAAUCUCAGAUGUAUCACCUGUCAGUAGCACAGCACUUUCUAUUCCAGAUGUUAAAAUAACACAGCAUUUUACAGCAGAGGAAAUUGAAGAUGAAUACUUAACAGAUUAUGCCAGAGAAAUUCAAGAAAUAAUUUCUCAUGAAACAUCAAUGUUGACAUACUCUGAGACAUCAGAAGGUGCUGCAUCAGUUUUACCUUCUGAUACAGCUUCCUUAACAUCAUCCACAUCUUCGGUUUGUACCACAGAUAGUUCAUCGCCUAUAGAUAGUGCAACGACAGGUUAUGUAGAUACAGCAGAUGCUGUAAGUAAACUAGCAGAUUCUGAAGGUGUCAGGAUAAUAACCGAAGUUCCCUUAACAUCUACUAAAGAGUACUCUGAAGUGAGCAUGCCUUAUGAAUUUAUUGCCGAAGCCACUAAAACGCCAUCUGUAGCAUCAGAUAUGGAAAGUGUGGAUCAAGCUGCAGUUUGUUUGCCUGAAACUGCACCUUCAGUAGUGGCAACUACAGUUAUAAAACCCAAGCAAUAUGCAACUGAUACCUUUGAUACCUCCAAAGCAGAAAAGGAAGCAGCUAGAAAAAUGAAAAGUACAGUAGAGGCUGGCAUUGUCAAAAUUCAUCAUGAAGAUUCACACAAAGAAUUGGGUGUUGAUAUAUUAAGGAUUAAUUUGACUAGUGCUACAUCUGAGCAACCACCUGUAUGUAUAGUGUCAGUACCAGUUACAGAGCCUGCAUCAGAAACAUCUUCUGUACCUACUCCCAGUGUUGUAAGUAAGACCAGCAUGGUCUCUGUGCCCUCCUCAGCUCCUGCUGUAACAUCCAAAGUAUUCUCGCUUUUUAGAAGCUCUUCUUUGGAUUCUCCUGCACAACCUUCUCCACCCCUGCCUCCUCCUCCUCCACCACCUCCUCCACCACCAUUACCUCCACCUAUUUUACCCAAGCCAGCCAUUUAUCCCAAAAAGAAGUCACAAAUUAAGACCCCAGCAGCAACAGCUCCCACAGUGGUACCUUCAGUCACAAGUGUUCCAACACUAGAGUCCACAGCUGUAUUAAAGAAUCAUGUGGUACCUAUCACAAAAACAUACACCCCAACACCACCUCCUGUACCACCCAAACCAUCCUCCAUUCCAGCAGGGCUUGUUUUCAGUCACAGGCCUGCUGAAGUCACUAAACCUCCAAUUGCUCCUAAACCAGCAGUUCCUCCGCUCCCAAUAGCUGUUCAUAAGCCAGCAGAAACACAGCCCAAACCAAUAGGUUUGUCAUUGACUUCAAGUAUGACUCUGAAUUUGGUCUCUGCAGCUGAAUACAAAAUAGCGUCUCCCACUUCCCCUUUGUCUCCACACUCUAACAAAUCUUCACCAAGGCUGACAAAACCCUCACAGGAAACCUAUGUUGUCAUCACAUUGCCAUCUGAGCCUGGAACUCCUACAGAAGCUAUAACUAGUCAGGCUGUUACCAGCUGGCCUUUAGAAGCACCUUCUAAAGAACAGAUUCCCCAGCCUAUGCAACCAAUUUUUACUCCAUCCAUGAAAACUAUGGAAAUUCAAAGUAUGGCAGAUCAGAGUAUGUAUAUUUCAGGUGCUUUGCAAACUAUUCCUGUCACAACACAGUCAACUUUUGAAAAAAUACCUAGUUCAAAACCAGAAGUAGUAACAACAGAGGUAACCAAGACCUCAGUGUCUGUGGUUAAGGGCCCAGUGCCUGGUUUUGAUUUAGGUAGUGUUGCUAUUACUAUACCUCCAGAGCCACUACAUGUAGUAGAUCAACCCAGGUAUAGAGAGAAUGGAAGAUUCCAUCCUUUGGGUGAUGUCAUAGAUCUUCGCACUUUAACUAAGAUGGAUAUUGAAAUGAGAGACAGCUGUAUGGAUCUGUCUGCUGUUUCCAUGGACGUGAGAAGGCAAAUGCCAGCAAGUGAUCCAUGUGGGCGGCCAGUAAGUACUGUCCAGCCAGCUAUAAUAAAUCUUAGCACUGCGUGUGUUGCCGAUCCUUCUCUGUCUGUCGUCACUGAGACAGUGACUGUAAUGACCUGCACUGCCACUGUAAGCUACACUGCCAGUACGGACAGCUUUGUGGAUCUGGGACAUGCGAUGACAACGCCGCUUCAACUAACAACAUCAAAACAUUUUGAGCCUGCAUACAGAGUAGCAGGCAGCCAGGCAUUCUCUGCAGGUAGACAUGAAGUGCCAAUAAAUUUAUCCCUAGGUACUUCAACACAUGCAGUGACGUGGGCUACUACAAGGCCUGUUACUGUACCACCUGUUGGUGUGACAAAUGGUUGGACUGAUCUCUCCACUUCUCAGGAGCCGAUGGAGAGUGGAGCAGUUGACCUUAGCACUACAAAAUCCCACAGAACAGUAGUAACAAUGGAUGAAACUACUUCAGGUAUCAUAACAACAGUAAUAGAAGAUGAUGAAAAGCCUGUGGAUCUGACUGCAGGGAGAAGAGCUGUCUGCUGUGAUAUGGUUUAUAAAUUGCCAUUUGGUAGGAGCUGUACAGCACAGCAGCCACCAACUACACUUCCUGAAGAUCGUUUUGGUUACAGAGAUGACCAUUAUCAGUAUGAUCGUUCAGGGUCAUAUGGCUACCGAGGAAUGGGAGGUAUGAAACCAUCUAUGUCUGACACAAAUUUAUCAGAAGCUGGACUGUUUGCAUACAAAAGCAAGAAUAGUUUUGAUUAUCGAGUUGGGGCAACUGAUGCAGCAGUAGAUCUUACUUCUGGAAGAGUUACUACAGGUGAGGUUAUGGAUUACUCAAGCAAGACUACUGGUCCUUAUCCAGAGACUCGGCAGGUGAUUUCUGGCAUCGGGCUCAGUACACCACAGUAUUCCCAAGCAAGAAUGGUAUCAUCUCUGAGUUCCCAGUUUGGUGUUGGAAGUGUUUUAAGAUCAUCCAAUGGUGUUGUUUAUUCUUCAGUAGCAACUCCAAUCCCAUCCACAUUUGCCAUCACGACUCAACCCGGUUCUAUUUUCAGUACUUCUGUCAGAGAUUUACCUAACCUCCAAACAAUUGACUCGGUGCCCUCUUUAUCAACUUUGCAACAGAAUCAACCGCUCCCAAGAUCAUACAGUUUCUUGACAACAGUGGCAGCUGAAAAAGAUAGUGCAAUUACUGCCAUUGAUAUGGAGACAGGGUUACCACCUCUUACUAUAGAAACUAUUACCACUGAGCCAACCAACUUGAUACCUGCGUUAACUACAGCAUCUGAAGUUUAUACAGAUGUAAUUGAAGAUGAGGUUGCUCUUCUCAUUGCCCCUGAAGAAGGCAAACAGCAGCAGCUUGAUUUGGAGCGUGAACUUCUUGAGCUUGAGAAAAUCAAGCAGCAGCGCUUUGCAGAAGAGCUGGAAUGGGAACGUCAGGAAAUUCAGAGAUUUAGGGAACAAGAAAAGUUUAUGGUGCAAAAAAAGCUUGAGGAGUUGCAAUCCAUGAAACAUCAUCUCUUAUUUCAGCAAGAGGAGGAACGACAAGCUCAGUUUAUGAUGAGGCAGGAGACAUUAGCCCAGCAGCAGUUGCAGCUUGAACAAUUCCAACAACUUCAACAACAGCUCCACCAACAGUUAGAGGAGCAAAAAAUUCGUCAAAUAUAUCAGUAUGGUUACGAUCCUUCAGGAACUGGCUCGCCACAAACUACCACAGAUCAAACACUUUUGGAAGGACAGUAUGCAACCACAGAAAAUGGCCAGUUUUGGCCUACUGAUGAUGCAACCACUACGGCUUCAGGAGUGCUGGGUAUUGAAAUUCCACAAAGCCAAACAUGGUAUACAGUUCAGUCUGAUGGCAUUACCCAAUACAUACCUAGGUCUGGUAUCCUAAGCUCUGUUUCAGAAAUGUCUCUCAAGGAUAUUGAUGUUAGAGAGGAGAAGCAAUUGAAAAAGAGAAGUUCUAUGCCAAAAUUACGUGGUCCAUAUGAGGAGCUUGAGGAGACCCUGGAAGAAGAGCCCCGGUGCUUCAAAAAGAUAGUGGACAGUGGAGUGCAAACUGAUGAUGAAGACGGAGCAGACAGAGGUUACACAAACAGGAGACGGAGAACUAAGAAGAGUGUUGAUACGAGUGUUCAGACAGAUGAUGAAGAUCAAGAUGAAUGGGAUCUUUCUAGCAGAUCCAGAAGGAAGCCUCGAGUAGGGAAAUACAGUGAGAGUACCACUGAGGCAGACAAAGCUAAACAAUUCUCCAAAGUAUCUAGUAUUGCAGUUCAGACAGUGGCAGAGAUUUCAGUACAAACAGAACCUGUAGGAACAAUAAGAACACCUUCAGUCAGGGCCCGAUUGGAUGCUAAGGUUGAAAUCAUAAAGCACAUUUCAGCUCCAGAAAAGACAUAUAAAGGAGAAAGUUUGGGAUGUCAAACAGAGACAGAGUCAGAUACUCAAAGUCCCCAAUAUCUAUCAGCUACAUCUCCUCAGAAAGAUAAAAAACGCCCAACACCAUUAGAGAUAGGAUACUCAUCCCACCUUCGUCCAGACUCCACAUUGCAGGUAGUCCCUUCCCCUCCCAAAUCUCCCAAAGUUCUCUAUUCACCCAUUUCACCUGUUUCACCAAGCAAAGUUAUAGAGUCAGCAUUUGUACCCUAUGAAAAACCCAUCACUGAUGACCUCAGCCCUCAGAAGAUGCUGCAUGCUGACAUUGCCAAGGUUCCUCCAUCAAGCCCAAAGGCAGCAAAGAUGAUGCAACGCUCUAUGUCUGAUCCUAAGCCCCUGAGUCCCACAGCAGAAGACAGUUCCAGAGCUCAGUUUCAGUACACUGAGGGUUUCAUGACAAAAGGUUCUUCAAGCAUAACCCCAUCAGGCACUCAAAAGAAGGUGAAGAGAACUCUACCCAACCCACCUCCCGAGGAAGCAACAGCAGGAACUCAGUCGCCAUAUACUUCUGUGGGAUCAGUUUCACGCAGAAGGAUUUGCAGGACCAACACUAUGGCCAGAGCCAAAAUUCUUCAGGAUAUAGACAGGGAAUUGGAUCUGGUCGAACGGGAAUCAGCCAAGCUUAGGAAGAAGCAAGCAGAGCUAGAUGAGGAAGAAAAAGAAAUAGAUGCCAAGCUGAGAUACUUAGAAAUGGGCAUUAAUAGGAGGAAAGAAGCCUUACUAAAAGAAAGAGAAAAGAGAGAGCGUGCCUAUCUCCAAGGAGUAGCAGAAGAACGUGAUUAUAUGUCAGACAGUGAAGUUAAUAAUACCAGGUCAACCAGAAUAGAAACUCAGCACGGCUUGGAAAGACCACGUACUGCACCCCAGACAGAAUUUAACCAGUUUAUGCCACCACAAACCCAACCAGAGACACAGUUUGCCCCUGCUACAAGCCCAUAUGCUCAAUAUCAGUAUUCAUCUCCUGCCCUGCCAACUCAAGCACCAACUCAGUUCACACAGCAAUCACAUUACCAACAACAGCAGCCUUUGUAUCACCAACAGGUUUCACCCUAUCAGACCCAGACAGCUUUCCAAACAGGAGCUACUAUGUCCUUUACUCCACAGGCUCAACCUCCACCAUCUCAACAGCCGUCAUAUCAGCUCCCAUCACAGAUGAUGGUAAUACAGCCAAAGCCAAGACAAACCACAUUAUAUUUGGAGCCUAAGAUAACAACAAACUAUGAUGUAAUUCGCAAUCAGCCUCUCAUGAUAGCACCAGUUUCAACUGACAAUAAUUAUGCCGUUUCCCAGCUGGGCAGUAAAUACUCUACCUUGGACUUAAGGAUAGGACUAGAUGAGAGAAACAGCAUAGCAAGCAGCCCUAUAUCAAGCAUAUCUGCAGAUUCCUUCUAUGCAGAUAUAGACCACCACCAUACACCCCGAAAUUAUGUGCUGAUUGAUGAUAUAGGAGAACUUACUAAAGGAACGGGAGCACUUGGUUCCAGUUUUAGCCUCCAUGAGAAAGAUCUGACCAAAACAGAUCGACUGCUUCGGACAACCGAGGCCAGGAGAGCACAAGAAGUGUCAGACUUCCUAGCACCACUGCAGACUUCUUCUAGGUUACAUUCCUAUGUUAAAGCUGAUGAAGACCCAAUGGAGGAUCCUUAUGAGCUCAAGCUUCUGAAACAUCAGAUAAAACAAGAGUUCCGUAGAGGUGCAGAAAGUCUUGAUCAUCUGGCUGGCCUGUCACAGUAUUACCACGCAGAGGGCAGCUACAGGCAUUUUCCAAAAUCGGAGAAAUACAGCAUAGGUAGGCUUACUCUUGAGAAACAGGCUGCUAAGCAGCUCCCAGCAGCCCUCCUUUACCAGAAGCAGUCAAAACACAAGAAAGCUUUGAUAGACCCCAAACUAACAAAGUUUUCACCUAUCCAAGAAAGCAGAGACCUUGAGCCUGACUAUUCAAGCUAUAUGACUUCUAGCACUUCAACACUUGGGGGAAUUACUACUAGGGCAAGGCUUCUUCAGGAUGAUAUCACUUUUGGCCUUAGAAAAAACAUUACUGACCAACAGAAAUACAUGGGGCAACCACUGACUUCAUCCAUUGGAGCAGGCCUUGGGACUGCACUAGGUCCAACAAUGAGAUCCACAUUACAAGAUGAAGCAGACAAGUCUUACAGCAGUGGUAGUAGAUCUAGGCCCUCAUCUAGACCCUCCUCAGUUUAUGGGCUCGAUUUGUCAUUGAAAAGGGAUUCUUCCAGUUCUUCUUUAAGACUGAAAGCCCAAGAAGCUGAACCCUUAGAUGUUUCCUUUAGCCAUGCAGCACCUUCUGGAAGAACUAAGCCCACCAGUCUACCUAUUAGCCAAAGCAGGGGGAGGAUCCCAAUAGUAGCGCAGAACUCAGAGGAAGAGAGCCCACUAAGUCCCGUUGGCCAGCCAAUGGGAAUGGCAAGAGCAGCAGCUGGACCCUUGCCACCAAUAUCUGCAGAUACCAGAGACCAGUUUGGAUCGAGCCAUUCAUUACCUGAGGUCCAGCAACAUAUGAGGGAGGAGUCACGGACUCGAGGCUAUGAUCGAGAUAUAGCCUUCAUCAUGGAUGACUUCCAGCAUGCCAUGUCAGACAGUGAAGCCUAUCAUCUCCGUCGUGAAGAAACAGAUUGGUUUGACAAGCCCAGGGAGUCUCGUUUGGAGAAUGGACAUGGCCUCGACAGAAGGCUGCCAGAGAAGUUGUCCCACUCUCGACCACCAAGUCAACACCAAGAUCAAGUAAGCUGUCAAAUAAAUGGGAAGCCCCUGCAGUACAUUUUCCCUCAUGCAAGGCUCAAACUACUGAGAGACCCAAAGGAUCACACAGUUUCAGGCAACGGACUUGGAAUCCGAGUUGUAGGUGGAAAAGAAAUUCCAGGAAGCAGUGGGGAAAUUGGAGCUUACAUUGCCAAGAUCUUGCCUGGGGGCAACGCAGAGCAGACAGGGAAGCUGAUAGAGGGAAUGCAGGUGCUGGAAUGGAAUGGCAUCCCCUUGACUGGGAAAACUUAUGAAGAAGUCCAGAGCAUUAUUAUUCAACAGAGUGGGGAAGCAGAAAUAUGUGUAAGACUGGACCUGAACAUGCUCUCAGACUCUGAGAAUCCCCAGCACCUGGAGCUGCAUGAGCCAGUAAAGGCAGUAGAUAAAGCGAAGUCCCCAGGGGUUGACCCCAAGCAGCUGGCUGCAGAGCUCCAAAAGGUUUCUCUACAGCAGUCGCCUCUGGUUGCUUCCUCAGGAGUGGAAAAGGGAUCUCACGUUCAUUCUGGAACCACUUCUGCCACCUCCAGCGCUGUUCCCAGCCCUGGUCAGCCUGGUUCUCCCUCAGUGAGCAAAAAGCGGCAUAGCAGCAAGCCCACUGAAACUAUGAAGUCUGCUUCUCAUCCAAUCACUGGAGAAAUUCAGCUUCAAAUCAGCUAUGACAAACACCUUGGCAACCUUAUCAUCCACAUCCUUCAGGCGAGAAACCUUGCUCCCAGAGACAACAAUGGCUAUUCUGACCCCUUUGUUAAAGUUUAUCUUCUUCCAGGGAGAGGACAAGUCAUGGUUGUCCAAAAUGCAAGUGCUGAGUACAAGCGGAGAACUAAGUACGUGCAGAAAAGCUUGAAUCCUGAGUGGAAUCAGACAGUCAUUUAUAAAAAUAUCUCCAUGGAGCAGCUGAAAAAGAAAACACUGGAGGUGACUGUCUGGGAUUAUGAUAGAUUUUCCUCGAAUGACUUCCUUGGUGAAGUAUUGAUCGAGUUAUCCAGUGUUUCUCAGCUUGACAACACUCCUCGGUGGUACCCUCUGAAAGAACAGAGUGAAAACAUUGAUCAUGGGAAAUCUCACUCUGGACAGAGUAGCCAGCAAUCUCCAAAACCAUCUGUCAUCAAGAGCAGAAGUCAUGGAAUUUUCCCGGACCCCUCCAAGGACAUGCAGGUGCCCACCAUUGAGAAAUCCCACAGCAGUCCAGGGAGCUCCAAAUCUUCCUCUGAAGGACAUCUACGCUCUCACGGUCCAUCUCGCAGCCAAAGCAAAACCAGCGUCACUCAAACUCACCUUGAAGACGCUGGGGCAGCCAUCGCCGCUGCUGAAGCAGCUGUCCAACAGCUUCGCCUUCAACCAACAGCACAUAAAAGCGGUCAGUCUAAUCAUGCCAGGAAGCAGCACAGACACAGCAUAGCAGGAGUCCUCCCUAUUCAAAGAACUCAGUCUGACAAUCUGCCUCCACCAGCCAAUGACAACAAAGACCAAAGCCAACUAGCCCUCAGGAAAGUGAUGUCUGAUGGACCAGUCAAGCCUGAAGGAGCAAGGUCUACUAAUCACCGACCUGCAGAAAGUUCUGUCUCCACUGGCUCAUCAGCCAGUAGUUUUGGCAGUGGAUACAGCAUGGAUAGCGAAGGCAGCAGCAGUGCCACAGGAGAGAAUAAUCUGUUUCCCAUCCCAAGAAUAGGGAAGAUGAGCCAGAAUGGACAAGAACCAGUAAAGCAGUCGGGAGUAGGAUUAACCGAUGCAGAAGGUAAAACACAGGUUAUGGGUGAAAUCAAGAUUGCAUUAAAGAAGGAAAUGAAGACAGAUGGAGAACAGCUGAUAGUAGAAAUCCUUCAGUGCAGAAAUAUCACAUACAAAUUUAAAUCUCCAGAUCAUCUACCAGACCUGUAUGUGAAGCUGUAUGUUGUCAAUAUCUCUACCCAAAAGAGAGUAAUUAAGAAGAAAACCAGGGUAUGCAGGCACGACCGAGAGCCUUCGUUCAAUGAAACUUUUAGAUUUAGCUUGAGUCCUGCUGGGCAUUCUCUUCAGAUUCUGCUUGUCUCCAAUGGAGGGAAGUUUAUGAAAAAGACACUGAUUGGGGAAGCUUAUAUCUGGCUUGACAAAGUGGAUCUAAGGAAAAGAAUAGUAAACUGGCACAAACUGUUGGUCAGCUCCACACAAACACACUGAGCAGAGCUGUCUGCUUAGGGCACAAAACCUGCAGAGUCUGCUAUAAACAGCAUCACUCCAAGACUAUAGUUUGAUAUCAUUGUGUUUAGCUAGUCUUUCAGAAUACAAAGUAGAAAAGAGCAGUCUCUGGGCUACAUAGCACACUUAAAUGAGGGCUAGUACACUUGUUUUGCUGCCAAAGACAGCAAAGUAAAAGAAAACCUGGGCCCAGAAAAUAAAGUGAGGCUGUUUGAAAUGAAGACUGAUAUGAGGGCUCUGUGUUGUUGGACUCUUUGUGAAGAGAGUAACUGUGAAGGAAAUAAUGAAGGCUCGAAGGCAGGUGUUAAUGCAGAGUUCGGCUGCA
This is a messenger RNA of Nipponia nippon (crested ibis), 15877 nucleotides long. RefSeq names its product piccolo presynaptic cytomatrix protein (gene PCLO). The record is from RefSeq and is a predicted model, not a curated record. Gene Ontology annotation, biological process: protein localization to synapse; presynaptic active zone assembly. Gene Ontology annotation, cellular component: axon; glutamatergic synapse; cytoskeleton of presynaptic active zone. Gene Ontology annotation, molecular function: protein binding; structural constituent of presynaptic active zone; metal ion binding. Lineage: Eukaryota; Metazoa; Chordata; Aves; Pelecaniformes; Threskiornithidae.